Molecule: messenger RNA, 1279 nt
Organism: Cololabis saira (Pacific saury)
Lineage: Eukaryota; Metazoa; Chordata; Actinopteri; Beloniformes; Belonidae
Gene: ldlrad2
Product: low density lipoprotein receptor class A domain containing 2
Exons: 5
Coding region: 32-1183 (383 amino acids)
Molecular function (GO): protein binding
Source: RefSeq, a predicted model, not a curated record
UCUCCUGCCGCCGCUCCGCGUCCCCUGGGUGAUGGGGCCGUGGCAGCAGCAGCUGCUGCUGCUGCUGCUGCUCUCCACCAGCCGAGCCUCGGCCAUCGACACCGUGAACGUGGUGGAUUUCUGCGGCCAGACAAUCCGUGGUGAUGGCAUGAUUGUCAACUCCCACCAGGAAUCCAAGAAGUACUAUUUCGUGACCAUGGGGACCGACUGUCACCUCACCAUGCAUGCCAUCUCUCCAAAAGACAAGGUCCAGUUCUACUUCCGCUUCUUCCUGGUCUACAGCCUGCUGAGAGUGGCUCCCCUGAGCCCCGCCCCUUUCUUCCCAGAGUCCCCACAAGGCUCCGCCCCUCUCAACCCUCGACUCGAGCCCACCUCUGUCGAAAACCUGGGAGACCCAUGUCACGCCGGCUCAUAUGUUCAGUUUUAUGACGGCCGGGACAAGAGCUCGCCUCCUCUGGGGCCUCCUCUGUGUGGGAAGAGCCCACCCCGACCCGUGUUGUCCACAGGGAACUACCUGACUCUAAGGCUGGUGACCCGAGGCACUCAGCCCAGGGUGGACUUUGUGGGAGACUUCACCUCCUUCCGACUAGGUUUUAACCAUUCAGAGUGUAGCAACGAGCCCUACUUCACCUGCAGGAAUGGGAAGUGUAUCCCUGCCAGUCUAGUGUGUGAUGACAAAGGCAUCGACAACUGUGGGGACGGAAGUGACUUGGAGGAAAACUUGACUACAGGCUGCAAAGAAGGUCAGCUUUUACCUCCGGAGCCUCCCCCGCCGAUAGCAACCCCGCCCCCGCCCUUUGUGGAUCCGCCCACGGUUCCGGGCCCAACGCGGGUGAACUGCGGCGUGCCGGCCAGCGCUCCCAGUCGUGAGUCUGUGGCAGACUCUCCGACGUCCCUGUCCUGGCUGCUGCUCUACAUCCUGCUGGGCGUGGCGGCGGGCGGCGCCGUGCUCUGCUGGUGCUGCUGGUCGCCCGGCUGGUUCCUGUGGCGCGUCAGCGUCUGCCGCUUCCUGCCCUGCUGCAACUCGGCCUGCGCCUCCUGCCAGUUCUGCGCCCACAGCUGCGUCCGUGGCAGCGAGCACCGGCUGGCUAAAGUCAGCCCGCACAUGACCAUCGGCAGGACGCCGGUGGGCACGGCGGCCCCCGACACCACCGAGGACAACAUCCCCACGGUGGCCGUGUGACACACCGGCCCCGUCCAGCUGUGCAGCGGGGGGGGAUCCAGAUGUGGGGACAGUUUCCUGACGGGACUCGGGACAGUGGAGUCUGCUGCGGUUCUG